Messenger RNA from Loxodonta africana (African savanna elephant), 6651 nucleotides. It is a transcript of the gene CDC14B, whose product is annotated as cell division cycle 14B. The record is from RefSeq and is a predicted model, not a curated record. Gene Ontology annotation, molecular function: protein tyrosine phosphatase activity; protein tyrosine/serine/threonine phosphatase activity; protein serine/threonine phosphatase activity. The coding region runs from base 522 to 1868 and encodes 448 amino acids. Gene Ontology annotation, cellular component: centrosome; cytoplasm; mitotic spindle. Lineage: Eukaryota; Metazoa; Chordata; Mammalia; Proboscidea; Elephantidae. The transcript is spliced from 14 exons. Gene Ontology annotation, biological process: positive regulation of cytokinesis; cilium assembly; microtubule cytoskeleton organization.
AGUCCCCGGUCCCUGCCCAGUGCCGCCCGGCCCUCUUGAGUCUGGUCCACCGCGGGGCUCUGCGUCCAGCGUUUCUCUUCGGAGAAGUCCUUUUCAUCGUAAAGAGCUCUCUGAGACACUUUCUUCUAAAAGGCCCCCAUUAUGCUUCUCUGACGCUUUGGCUGCACGUCCCAACUUUGAGUUCGGAAUUUUGGCGCUGAAGGAACCCUGGACCCGCAGGCGGCCGCCCGACGCCCCCAACGCGUAGGCGAAGGCUAGGAGGACUUCGGGGGCUUUCCAGCCUUCGCUCCCUUGCUGCCCACUUUGGGGCCGUUUUCAGAAGUUGUGAACUUCCGGGGUUGGCUCGCCCCGUUUGUGGUUCAGAGUCGGUGGCAUGUAGUCUGCGUUGGGCGCGGCCCUUUAAACUUUCUGUGUUUUAAACUUCGGGGGUGUGGCCCUGGCCUCGCCUCUCCUAGCAGCUAGCUGCUCCUGACCCACCCGGUCCUUCCCCUCCGCCUCCGCUUUCCAGAUGCUUUGGAGUCAUGAGCCGGGAGGGCUCAGGGACCCGUUUGGUAGCGGAGGUGAUCAAAGAUCGCCUUUGCUUUGCCAUUCUCUACAGCAGACCAAAGAGUGCAUCAAAUGUACAUUAUUUCUGCAUAGAUAACGAACUUGAAUAUGAGAACUUCUACGCAGAUUUUGGACCACUCAAUCUGGCGAUGGUUUACAGAUACUGUUGCAAGAUAAAUAAGAAACUAAAGUCCAUUACAAUGAUCAGGAAGAAAAUUAUACAUUUUACUGGCUCUGAUCAGCGAAAACAAGCAAAUGCUGCUUUCCUUGUGGGAUGCUAUAUGGUUAUAUAUUUGGGGAGAACUCCAGAAGAAGCAUACAGAAUAUUAAUGUUUGGAGAUACAUCCUAUAUUCCAUUCAGAGAUGCUGCCUAUGGAAGUUGCAAUUUCUACAUUACACUUCUCGACUGUUUCCAUGCAGUGAAGAAGGCAAUGCAGUAUGGCUUCCUUAAUUUCAACUCAUUUAACCUUGAUGAAUAUGAAUACUAUGAAAAAGCAGAAAAUGGAGAUUUAAAUUGGAUAAUACCAGACCGAUUCAUUGCCUUCUGUGGCCCUCAUACAAGAACCAGACUUGAAAGUGGUUACCACCAACAUUCUCCCGAAGCUUAUGUUCAAUAUUUUAAGAAUCACAAUGUUACUACUAUUAUUCGCCUGAAUAAAAGGAUGUAUGAUGCCAAACGCUUUACAGACGCUGGUUUCGAUCACCAUGAUCUUUUCUUUGCGGAUGGCAGCACCCCUACUGAUGCUAUUGUCAAAGAGUUUCUGGAUAUUUGUGAAAAUGCCGAGGGCGCCAUUGCAGUGCAUUGUAAAGCUGGCCUCGGACGCACUGGCACUCUGAUCGCCUGCUACAUCAUGAAGCAUUACAGGAUGUCAGCAGCCGAAACCAUUGCUUGGAUCAGAAUCUGUCGCCCUGGCUCAGUGAUUGGACCACAGCAACAAUUUUUGGUGAUGAAAGAAGCAAGCCUCUGGCUGGAAGGUGACUAUUUUCGUCAAAAGUUAAGAGGUCGGGAGAAUGGAAAACACAAAGCAGCCGUCUCAAAACUCCUCUCCAGUGUGGAUGACAUUUCAAUAAAUGGGGUCAAGAAUCAAGACAAGCAAGAACCUGAACCGUACAGUGAUGACGAUGAAAUCAGUGGAGUGACACAAGGUGACAGACUACGGGCCCUGAAAAGCAGAAGACAAUCAAAAGCAAACGCUAUUCCCCUCACAUGUUCCCUAGCUGUGCUGACCUCUGCACUGUGUAGUGUUGUCAUCUGGUGGAUUGUUUGUGACUACAUUCUUCCCAUCCUGCUAUUCUGUCUCGAUGGUUUCAGAACACAGUAGCCUUCAGGACCUUUGACAAAUAGCUGCUGUUCCCUCCAUUUCAAGGACUAAAACAGUCUUGCGUUAAGUAAAAACCUGUGACCAGAACUGAAGGAAGACUCUAGGAACAGAAAACUACAACAGGACUUAGCACAAUUUAUUUGAAAACAAAACAAAUUUUCAAAAAAGCCUUAGUUGCUUUCCACCUAAGAAGUUUAUUCAGUGAAGAAAAAUGUCCACUGGAGUUUUAAAUAGCCAAACGAGAUUGGGUGCAAGCGAAUGACUUGAAGAAGGGCCCAACUCUCCUUUUGUAGAAACGCCUCAAGUUUAACAACAAAAAAAGCUGUCGUAAAUUUAGUCUCAGGUGUACAUGUCAAAGCCCUCUGCUAGCAAGAGAGCUGCCUAGUCUGUGUGGUGCAUGUGUGUCCCUUGUGAUGGCAAUCAUUUUAGCUGCUGGCCUUCAGAAGAAUUGAGGAUCUGAUGGAGGUUUUCUUACAUAUUUAUUUUCUGUUUAUCCUGUGUCCCUGUGUCAAAAUUUAUAUACAACAGGCAUUAUUGAAAUGGUACUUUCUGUAAUUUGAUACAAUUUGGUUUCAUCAUGUUCACUUUAGUGUUUGUAAUACUGUUUUAAUGUUAUCUCUGUGAAGUACCCAAGCUGCUUGUCUUCCACCAAAGAGUGCUUUAUUAAGAAGAGUCUGUGAAAACCACAUUUAAACACUGUUACAUGUUGUGAUACAAAGUGGCACUUUGAUAAGGGGAAAUUUGCAACAGAAUGUUAAUGGUAGCCUUAGAAGACUCGGGAGGAGGACAUGGCUUCAGAAUCGGACGGUUGCUGCAUCGGCUUACUCCUCUGUGUAUCACUGGGUGACCGAAGACGGCCAAGUCCGCCCACGGUUUUGUUGCCCAGCCACGCAAACUAAAAUCACCUUUCCUUCCAUGCAUGGAAAAGAAUGUACAUACACACGGUUGCUGUUUCAAGGUCCCUAAAUAAUGGUGGCUUGUUUCUCAAGCUUUAUGGCUUUAGUAGGGCCUUUUUCUGUAGCAUUGGGGGUUGUUUUCAUGUGAUCAGCCUAAGGCCGUCACACAUCCUUUGCUUUCAGGGACAGUUAUCUGCAUCUGGGUUUCAGUUGUUUGUAGAUAGGAGAACUCACUGUUGCCUUUGGUUAGGGAAUACAACCAGUAACUUUACAGAGUGCCUUCCCCCCUCAGCCCUACUGAAACAUAGCAGAGUCUGUGAUUCCACAAAGCAUUCACAAAAACAGGAUUUAUUUGCUAUCAACAAAAAUUGGGGUCCAAAAGAAAAGACUGUUUUUCAGCCACUUUGGUUACCUCCAUAACAAGAAGUGAAUGGUUUUCGGUAUCGUUAACCACGUUUUGCCUGUCCAAGUUCAGAGAAUGGAAGGGUGCAAUAUUGAAAAGCAGUGGAUGGCAAACACCUUUGCAAUAUAAGCUUUUAAGCAAAACUAUUAAGAGUUGUUGGAAUGAACAGGCUAAAAAGACAUUGAAAAGCAAUGGCUCCAGUUCUGGGUGUGCUCUUUUGUAGUAGACAAAAUUGUGAAAUUGGCCGGCAUUGAGGGGAGACGGAAGAUGCCAUUGUCUUAGCCAAACAAGCAGUUCUUUUUCCAUCAGGCAGUAUGAGGGUGGAAACAGGCCAGCUUUUAAACACUGGGGAGUAGAUUACAGAUGACCAGUAGUUUUCUCUCCCUGGAAAUGAAUAGUCACAAAGACCAACUUGCCUGUGGGAAGACAGCUUUUCAAUAAGAUUUGAGUGGGAAGAGGAACAUCCUAUUUGCUGUGUUGUGGUGGGAGAUAAUACUUAGUAUUCAAACUGUGCCCAUGCAUAAAGCAUUUAAAUUCUCAGGGCAACUCUUUCCCUUACACUUCUAAAGGUCAUCUCAGCCAUAAAUAACCCAGGUUGUUGUGAAAAUCAAACUUCCAUUUGAACCUUUCUUGGUUUGGCUGUGCAUUACUUCAGAACAAGUCAGUGUGCUGCCAGCCUUGGCCCACGAUGGAUACCAUGUCCCUCACAGUGAGUAAAGCCACUUGAUGUCUUGGCCAAGAGUGAAAAUUCUGGGCUUCGGUAUUAACCACAGUAUUUUUUAUUCAGUAAAUUCCCUUUAUUGAGUUGGCUGUUUAAGUUUCCAACUACAACUGUGAUCACUGCGGCUCUUUCUAAAAAUCUUUGUAUCUAACAGGCUCACUGAAAUGAGUCGUAGGAAAUGAGUGGUUGGUAACGAAGGGUUUCUUGGCACAAAUGUGAUUUGGGGCAGUGCUUCGGAUGAAUCGCAUGUCGUGGUGUGGAGCUUGUUGGGAACGUGCCUGGGGUCCAGAAAGCCUGUGGGUCUGACUGACGGAAAGUUCUUCCUGCUGUGAGUGAGAGUGGGCUCUUCCAUCCUCCUUUCCAGCUGAAACCCCAACACACCCAGAUUCUUCUGAGAGUCUAGCUUUGAGUCCUUGUUGUGGAAGACCUUGUUGCUAUGGAAUGGGAAGGCCGCAUGUCAGAUGAAGAGAUUCUUUUAAGAGCCUGAAAUAGCUUGGAAAGUACAUCAAGACAGUUUCCAAUGGAAUUAAAAUUAGAAAUGAGUAUUUUUGGUGCCCUUGAAGCUUUCUGAGGACUGAAAUAGUCAAAAGUCAGGGAGAGUAGAAAGGAAGGGUAUCAGCAAACCUGUGUGCACCCAGGACCACUUCUAUUUUGCAGUGCUGAGGGGACCUGAGAAACCUCCAUGACCCCUCAGUGAAGAGGGUUUUUUUCCUGAAAACAAGUAACGUUACUUGUCAAAUGUAGCUGCUUCCAAGCUGCUCACUGCUCUUCUAGGCUCCAGAAAUUUUCACUUCUAAAACUUGGUCCCUUUCGCCUGUCACCCAGCCACUGCCUUCCUUCCCUGCCCACCUGCUCCCUUCACAGGGGUGAUUUCUAACUCUUCUCUUGGGCCCAGACAAGUUUGAGGAGUUCCAUGUGUUCUCGUGAGGCAAAUGUGUUUGCACAUGGAGCAGGAUCGGGUACAGCGUGCCUGGUGGGCCAGCGAGCGGGCUUUGGGCGGUGGUUGCCAAGAGCGCCUGGAGCCUUUCCCAUGCUCAAACCACUGGUCAGGACAGAUGAGCAACAAACCCGCUGGAGGUUUGUUCUAAAAGCAGCUCAACUGCUGCAUUUCAUACCUUGUUUUUUAAAAAAUUAUUCCAUUUUGGAAAGCAGAGCUCGUCAAAAACAACUCUAAGGACAUGUUUGAUUUCUUUAGUAGUUAGUUCCCAAUGAAACUGCCCUGGCAAGGCCAGCUGUUGCUCUUCCAUCUGUCCCAAACCUGAGUAUUCUCCAUGUUGCUGAGAGGAAAUAGCACAGAUGUGUUUAAAAGACUGGACAGGUCACCUCUACUGUGUAAGAAAUUACCUCCUUAAUCCAAUUACACGGUAGAAUUAACUGUCAGCAGUCAUGUCCACCUGAUUAUUGGACUGCAGUUUUAUAUUAAUUAUUUACAGACUUUUAUCUAACCUGCACUCAUGUACAGAUUAUUAAAAGUUUUAAAAUGUAACUGAUUAAUCAGUAUUUGAUCAAUCAUUGUUUUGAUUUUUUUUAUUAAAAUGUAUAUUUCUAAUCAUAUUUUUUAAAGCUGAGAGAACUGGUUGAAUGAAUGUUUAUUUUCCUGAAGGUAUUUUUAAGAUAAAGCUUCAUAAUGGCCUGUAAACUUCGCAUAUCUAUGUAAUUUCAUACAUAUAUUGUCACAUUUGAAAAUAUUGUGUAUUGUAACUUGUUUUAUACAAAAUAUUGGAGAGUGGAAAUUGUAUAAUUACAAUCAUGUAAUUAAAAGUAUUAACCAAACAUGGCUUAUUGUAUUUGCUUACUGAGUCAUGGUAUUCACAUUCUGAGUCACGGCAGGCUGCGGUUCAAAUAUAAAGUGGGAAGAAACCCUUCUCCAGGGUAAGACGGUCAGACAGUGAGGGAGUUCCUGCUGUGAAGUCAGGCUACACACACACCACCCCCAGCUCAGACGAUGCAGAGGGCUGUCUUUCUGGAGACCACGAAGGAUAAAAACACAAGAUCAGGCCCUUUGCGCCUUGCAGGUCUUAGAAUCUAGCCCCUUUAGGUUACUGCCAAGGUCGAGAUGAAAGUGCUACGUGUAGGAGGCAGGCCCAGUCCUAGUGCACUCUGCUCCUGCUUCCUAAUCCUGGAGUCCUUUCUAAUUUGUAAUUCAGGGACAGAUUACCCAGUGAGCCAGGUAUGCACAGGCUUACUUGUGCUUACUUAAUCUGUAGCUGCGCAAUUUCACCACAUCUCAUGUGAAACCUUCAGAUUACUUGUUGCUGUCGAGUCGAUUCUGACUCAUAGUGACCCUACAGGACAGGGUAGAACUGCCCUGUAGGGUUUCCAGGGAAUGACUGGUGGAUUUAAACUGCUGAUCUUUUGAUUAGCAGCCUGAGCUCUUAACCGCUGUGCCAUCAGGGCCCCACACUACAGACUAGUAAACACAAUUAAGCUCGUGCAUACCUUGUUUUUUUUUAUACCUUGUUUAUUGGUUAAUCCUCCCCUGUCCAGGAUGCCGUCCUUGGUACUACUUACUACCCUUCCCUCUUGAUGGUCUCUGUUACGGGACAGGAUCCUAAACACUUCACGACUACUCUGUCACCUAGAGGUUGUGCCUGGGACUUAGGACCUUAUUCUGUUAAGGGUGUUCUGUUCAGUUUCCCAAGAAGCCUGGUUUUUAUGCACACUGGGAUGUGAGUUUUCACAGUCACUCUUCUAUGGCGCUUGUCUUCUUUGUCUUACCCAAGCUACCACCCACAGAGCUGGAUUUACAGGCCCUUUUUUCCC